This is a messenger RNA of Rattus norvegicus (Norway rat), 648 nucleotides long. Its product is annotated as disks large homolog 5-like. The record is from RefSeq and is a predicted model, not a curated record. Lineage: Eukaryota; Metazoa; Chordata; Mammalia; Rodentia; Muridae.
ACACCUGGCUGCUUACAUCUCUUGGUCUCUAUAUAGUAGUGGGGGGACUGUGAUCCACUUAGGAUGCCUCUUACACAGACCAAACUUCUUGCAGUGACACUGGCUUCCAAGCAUGUUCUCCUGUUUAGACCUCACUGUGGUCUGUGUAUGCUCUAUGCAUUCACCCCAUGCGGGUUCACUUGUGUUCUUCUACCUACAGAGGCCUGCAGACAGACGUCAUCCCCUGAAAAUAUCCUAAACAAGGUGCAGGACAACGAGGAAGAGGAGAGGCUGAAUAGAGAACUGGAGCUAACUACCAAGGAGAGAAAUGAGCUGACAGAUCGCCUCCUUUAUGUGACAGGUGGAUCCAUGAACAAGAGCCCCUACUUCAGGCCAAAUCCAUUUUAUGAAAACUUGAAGAUAAAGGAGAAAGAGGUCAUGUCAUUACUGCACAACUUAGACACAAAGAACAUUGAACAUCGUGAGAAAUUUCAGGAGCUCAAGAAGGAGAUUAACUUCUAUCGCAACCUGCACAGCCGGCUCCUGAUGGACCAGGCAUGUAUGAAGAAGAAGUUGGUCACAUUGAAGCAGGAGAGCAAGGAGUUACAGCGAUAUUUGUUUGAGUUGAACCCGAAUGAUGAAGAUGAACAGGAGAAGGCCAGCAACCUC